Molecule: messenger RNA, 9162 nt
Organism: Biomphalaria glabrata
Lineage: Eukaryota; Metazoa; Mollusca; Gastropoda; Planorbidae
Exons: 8
Coding region: 21-3929 (1302 amino acids)
Biological process (GO): cell surface receptor protein tyrosine kinase signaling pathway
Cellular component (GO): cytoplasm
Source: RefSeq, a predicted model, not a curated record
AACACGGAAAUGAAAACAAUAUGGAGGAAGAAGGAGAUGUUGUUUACCAGGGUGAGGUUUUUAAGUUAAGUGAGGCAAAAAAACGACUCAUUGGCUCCAAAGCAGGAUCUUGGAAAGCAAAAUAUUUGAUAUUUCGAUUGAAAAGUGACAAGCCCAUCCUUGAAUAUCAUAAGAGAAAACCAAAACACAACAAAAAACAUGAAAAGAAUAUUACAGAUAGUGUUGAGCUCUGGCCAACUUUUAAAGUGGAGAAGUUGAAGAAUGCCAGAGGAAGAACUUAUGUCUGUGAAAUUACCUCCCCUGCCCAUCACAUAUUUCUUUCGGUGAAUGAAGAAAAAGAACUAGAUGUAUUGGUUUUUCUUUUACAAGUACAGAUUAGGCUCAAAAGUAACAUUAGAGAUGAUCUUAUCACAGUGCUGCCAGAGGACACAGAGUGUCUCCGAAAGAUUGGAGCAGCAGGCUGUACUUGUAUAUUACAUGCAUCUCCAUGGGGGCUAACUCUUGCUCUUGAGAAAACAAGAGCGCUACUUGCCCAGUGGCCGCUCAAAAGCAUUCGUUACUAUGAAGUACCCGCCCCAGGUCAUUUCAACAUAGAGGCUGGACGAGUAGCUCCAAUGGGAGAAGGUCUGUUUCAGUUUAAGACUCAAGGUGGAGAAGAAGACUUUAUGUAUGACCUAGUGGACAGUUACAUUGUCAACACAUUGGACAGAGUCAAGCCCACUCAGAAAGGAACUCCUGAAGAAAUAGAAGACUACAUUAGGGAACAUGAAUGUCUCCAUUCUCUCACAGCCAUUACCGUCUGCUCUAAACAAGAACCAGAGAUCAGAAAUAUCCUCAGCAAAACUUGGAACAUUCCAAACUCUCUUUCAGAAGAGUUUAGUCCUGGCCAGCAGAGAAGUCUAUCAGAAAAUAGAGAAAGAGCUCAGUUCUCACCUGAACGACAAGUACAGGCCUCUAGCUUGAUCGUAAAUCUAGAAAGACCAGAUACAUCUAGAAAUGGCCACCAUGCUAAUGAUGAAAUAAGAAUCACUGAUCGGCCACCGCCCCCACCUACACGAUCCACUAAUGGGGGCAGGCCUCGACGAAGUCAAAGAAGAGAGCACAGUAUUCCUAGAAAGGUGGACAUCCCUUCUGUGUCCUCGGAUGUGCACAGCCCCAAUCCAGGUUCACCUGGAAUAGCGUUAAUAACGCCCAGCUCAGGCAAUAAAAAGAGACCCCCCACUAGCCUAAACUUCAGCACAGAUGUCAGUCAUGGUGAGGUUCAUCGUCACACUGAGUUCUACAAUCUUUCCUCGCCAAACAUGAAAGUCAGGAAGAGCAAGUCUCCCAUCAUAACCAGGAACACAAACAAAGUUGGCCGAGCAGAGUACCUUAUGUCUCAGCAGCAGAGUGGGGUCAAGUCUCCGACAAUCUCUUUAUCAGAAAACAGAGGCUUUGGAGGUACAAACUCUUUGGAGCGAAAUGCACUGGGUAAAAGUCCAGGCAGCAUUUCUGAUUACUGCAACACAGAUCACCGUGGUUCAGAUCUUGGGCAAAUUGGUCAAGACAAUUCUGCUGAUCACUUACAAGAAAAGUUGUCAAAAAAUGUCAGUGGGAGUGAGCAGAGUGUCAUCAGUGGCUCCAGUUUUUCAGCUAGAGGCUACAUCAACUUGCAAGAUGACUCAAAUGAAAGAGAUAGUCACCAUCAACGUCAAGUCUCUGUACCUGAAACCAUGGCAUCCAGCAGUGUGCCACAUUAUAAUAGGUUCAUCUCCAAAGAAAGUAUGAGCAGUGAUGUUUUCUCCCCUCCUGUGGUGCGUCACAUCAGGCAAAGGUCGGCAGAUGAACUUAGCCAUGUGUCCUUUGAUAGCACAGAUGGUAAAGUUCAUUCCAGUCAUCCAUCAUCCUAUGGCAGACAGCAUUUGGACAGCAGACCAGAAUCAGAAGUAAGCAGAAUUUCUGAAGAUUUCCAUGAAGUAGGUAGAGGGGUUGCAAGCCGAAAAGUGUCUGGGUUGGACAGCAUUGAUGACACUGUUAGUGAAUGGCUAAUGUCUGCCAGCUGUGAAGAUUUAAGUGACCAUAUGAAAACUGUCAUUUAUGAUGAUAACAAUAAUGGUAAAAACGGCUCAAGUCCUGAUGAGGCUAAACUGAACACAGUUAAAGAUGCUGAUAGCAGUCUAACUCUCUCCUCUAAUGGUUCCUCUACAUCUAAUGAGAAACCACCUCUACCUUUUACAGGGUUAAAGAAGUUUCACGACAAUACUGAUGUUGGUGGUGGAAGGGACAGAAGCAGAUCAUUUGGAUACAUGAAUCUACCGCCAAACAGCGUCACAGUAACAUCGUCACCUAGGGUCCAGUCAUCUGCCCCAAGUGCUCAUCUAAUACGUAAAAUGGUAAACGUUAGAGCUAAACAGGAAACUUUGAGGAAGUCACUGUCGAAUCCCAAUUUCUUAAAUCUUGGAAGCAAAGAGCACCUAUUUAACCUGAAGACUGCUUCUAAUGGGGCAUCUUCAAAACUCAACACAGAGGCCAAACAAAAGAGUAAGUCAUUCAGCAGUUUGUUCCCUGCUAUUAAAAAAGCUUUUAGUCGAGAAAGUUUAGGCCAUAGCCGUAGCACCACACCUGAAAGAAGACACAGUCGGAACUCAACACCCGAGCGGCGGUCAAGCUUUAGUUUAAGGAGGAGAGGCAGUGAUUCAGAGUCUAACUUUAAAAGGCAGAAUAGUUUUCACACUAUUGGGGAGAUGACCAUCAAGGGUGUUCGUAUGACAGAAAGAAGCAGGUCUUUUAGAAAAGUACGUGGAGCCAAGUCAGUUGAGGCUCUAUCUAGAACCCCAGAUGAAGCUGACAUGGGUCGCCUAAGUUCUGCUACAACAGCCUCUUGUCCUCCUACUGAUGGGCUAAGAGGAACAAGCAGCAGACACACUGCAUCCAGUCGAGUGUCUGAUAUGAGUAGAAACAUAGAUGCACACAGCUCAGUUGAGGUCAGGCACUCUGACCUGCACUCCACAGUCCCGGCAAGAAAUUCAGCACCAUUGAGUGCGACCAACCCUAACUAUGUCACCACAGCCAGGAUUGAACUGUCCCCAACCAUGGUUCCAGCCCAACCUGCUGAACCACCUCUGCCACCACUUCCUGCCAGGGUUAAACUUGAUGUCAACUUGGGUUUAAAUGAGGUUGUCAAAGUAACCCAAGAUCCAGGCGGCCCUGAAAAAUCAGUUGGUUAUCUAAACGUGUUAACUGACUACUCACCUUCUAGCCAUGAGUCUAAACUUUCUUUAAGCAGUUCUACUGGGCUUACAGAAACUAUUGAAAAACCAAGUAAUUGCAGCUUUGAUCAGGUUUCAGCCACCCAUGAAUCAGACUACCAUAAUUAUUCCCAAAAGGUCAUACCUUGUUCUAGUCCAGCUGCCAAUGUGUCAGAAUUUAACAUACUUUAUGAGAAUGCACCAGAUGUUGACACCACAAUAAAAACAACAGAGAAGCCAAAACAGCCUCGAAGGCCCCUUGUGUCAGACCUUGUCGCUCAAAUGGAAAAACAAGGGGGUCACCCUGAGCCUACAAAAACAUCAGAAAAGUCCCCCAGAGUAUUCCACAGAGCUCUGCCUCCCCGAGACUUAGAGGUUGAGAAGGCCAACAUUAAAGCAACUAAGUCAGCAGAUAAACCUAGAAGUGAUGGUGAUGAAAUACACAUAAAGGCUUUCUCUCAUCACUUGAGACCCAGUGAUGAAGUGGCGAGAGGACGCCCUCAGCAGAGACCAGUGACCAGAUGUUCAAAUGAUGAAGCCAAACCAAGUAUCCAUGCUCCUCCUGUCCAGAGCUCUGUAAUGCAUCCCACGCAGAGCAGCACCGCCAACUCCAUACCUAAACCUUUUCAACCCAUGCCUUUCAAAAGACAGGAGCCCAAUGGUAUCAGGUCAGUGAAGGCACCAACUGUCAAACCUUCCUGAUAGUGGCUGUACUCUUGCAGCCUGACUCUCACUUGUGAAACCUUUUUCAAGUAUUGUAUUUUAGUGUAUGUCUACAAAGUCAUCCUUCUAUUUGCAUGAGAUGCUAGAGAUACCUCACAUUUGAAUUAUAAGCUGAAUAUCAAAGCAGUAGUCCAUGUUACAUUUUAUCUAAGCUAGAUAAUUGGUUCUAUGUGAUCUGCUUUCAGUCUGUGUUAAAGUUUUUUGUCCUCAUCAGUCAGUUGAUGUAAAUAUUUAAUACAAUAAACAACAGUAGAGUCAACAUAUCUAUUAGAAAAUAAACUUUGAUAUAAAUAAUAAACAAGUUAAACUUGUUUAUGACAAAAAACAUGGCAUUUACUUAUUUUUUUAAUCGCAAUUGAAAAGAAAACUAACAAACAAUAUUUUUUUAAUGCCAUGCAAUGAAAUAUCGCUCUAAAAUAUUGCAUUAUUUUCCCAUUAAUAUUAUUUAUUUUGUUAUAACAUUCGAGGUAUAUGAUCCAGCACAUACAUUUUGAUUGACACUUGAAGAAUAAUUGGAAAACAUGUUGUCUUAUUGUUCUUUUCAUUGACUUUUUGAUUAGCUCAAAUAUACAAGAACCAAAAGUUGGUAGAAACUUGCCAUUUACACGCUAUAUACUCAUAAGGUUGUGCCUUAUUGUGUCCUUACAGAGUUUAUUACAAUCGUUGCAAUAUAUGUUAGAAUAUGAACAGUGUAGCAUUCAUUAUUGAUUAUAAUAUCAUUGCUAUUUUAAAUGUUUCUAUGCACCUGUUAAAGCUAACUGUUGAUCAGUUGUUGUUUAUUUUAUAGACGUAUAUAAAUAAUAAAUAUAUCAGUGGUAUUCUAAAUAGAAUUUUAUUAUACCCAGUAAAUUGAUUUAAAUGAGCGUCAUUAAAAUAAAAACUUGUUUACAAGUCUGGAGAUGUUUACAUGCUGAACCAAGCAUUGACCUACAUGUUUAGUCAAACCAGAUGCUGACAAAGCCUGUAAAACAAUGCUUUAUGUUAGAAGAUUCUUUGCUACCUAAUGUGCCAUUGUAAGUGCUAGUGCCUUUGUUAUAUUUUGUCUCCUUUUUUAUGUUACCCAUUUACCUUCAUAAAACUUUAUAUUACCAACCAAAUGUUCACAUAGAAAUGUUACAGUUUUGAUAUAAUUAUUUUUGUAAGAUAAUUUAUUACUAAUAGACUACUAUGAACAAAUACUUAUAGACACCCGGGUGUACUCAUAUUUUUAUAUUACAUAUUUAUAUACUUUGUUUUCCUUACUUUUAUACUUGUUCACUUUAGUUGUCUGAUAUACAAAACCAUGAUUGCAAUAGUCUUCCAAAACUUUUCUUCCAAGAUGUCAUUCCUGUAACUAUUUAUAGCUUAUUGCGGUUGUUAUUGUGAGCUUGGACUGAAGUUCCAUUCCCUCUUUUCCUCUCUUGUAUUUCUCGACAUUAUUAUGACUUGAUUAUUUAGCCACUUAUUUUCUUGAAUUCCCAAACACUUCUAAAGUCACUCUGUUAAGACGUUUCACAUUUAUAAAAGGGAGCACUUGAACAGAGUUUCUCAGGGGCAUGUAGCACAUGAACUACAUUGUGUGCCAGUGACAACUAUUUAGAUGAUAUAAUACAGAAUAGGAAGUCCUCAACUCCUAAAUUUAAGAAUGCCAAUGACAAAGAUUAUAGUAUUUGUGGUACAUAUUUGUUUGCAUAUCUUCAUAGUUUUAAACACAUAUAAAAAAAUUCUCUAGUAGUUACCACAUUAUAACUUGUCAAUCAGUCUUGUUUCACCAAAGAAAAAUGUUCAAAACUUGUUCAGAAGCUGCAUUGUUACAAAUGUUUCUAAAUCAGCUCCUUAAAAUAUUGUUCUUUAUAUCCUGUAGGUAAAGAGAAUGUGCUACAAAGUUUAUAUUUUUAUCUUUCCAUCUAUGCUGAAACAACUUGCCAAUUUCUGAAAAUGGAUUUGUUUUAAACCAUGGGGACAUUGAGUUAAUCAUUCUUAAUAAAUUAUGUCUGUUAUUUUUUUAUUUUUUUCUUUGGAUCUGAAUUUUGACAUACUCAGGCUAUCAAAGAAAAUGUAUGUGUGAAGAAAUCAAAUAUUUUUUUUUAUUAUCUCUAUAAUCAUAUCAGAGUGAACAAUCAUUGUGAGUGUUAACUAUUUGGAGAACAGUUUUGCCAUUAGUGUGAUCAUAUCAAGUUGUUACAAGUGUUCAUUUUGUAGAUAUCAUAAAUGGCAAGACAGAGUUUGAAAAAAAAAAUAUUUAAACAUUUAUUGCCAUUAUUUUCUGGUAUAUUCUAUCUGACUGUGAUAUUUGUGCCUUAUGUUUCUGUUAUAUGAUAUUUGUAAAUGUGCUAAAUGUUCAAAAUAGAAAUACCAUGUAAUAUAAUAUUGAGGACUAGACAUUGACUUGAUUCCUGUAAACAAUUUAAUUUGAUCUUUCUUCUAACACAAAUAUCAAACAUUAAAGUAGUUUCAGAAUGUAGAUUGAAUGAUAGAUUAAAAUGAAGUCAGAAUGUAGAUUGAAUGAUAGAUUAACAUGAAGUCAGAAUGUAGAUUGAAUGAUAGAUUAAAAUGAAGUCAGAAUGUAGAUUGAAUGAUAGAUUAAAAUGAAGUUUUAUGACUUGUUAUGAGAACAUAGGACGGCUGUCUGAUCAUAAGAUAGUGCUCUAGACUGUUGUGUCUAUGGGCCUCAGUUUGACCCUUGCCUGCCAUCAUUCCCUGCAAGAGGUUUGUGCGAGGAUGUAAUAAUCUUCAAUUCUGAAGGAACAGCUGAAACAUGAAACAUCUACCACAAACAAAACCAUAAUAAAAAUCAUGUAAGGCGUAAUAAUCAAAUAAUUUGAGUAUAUCUAACACAUGUGAAUCAAAAUAAAUUGAACUUACAAGUCUUCCUUAAUUGACCUACAUAUAGAGGCUGCAUUUUAAUUUAAUUGUUUAUAUUCAGUCAGCAUUUAUUUUGUAAUCUAAUACGUCAUUGAAAUAAGGUAAUCAAGUUAUACACUUAAGCUUAUACAGACAAAUGUUACAUUUUCUUAUAUAUUUAAAUUAGCUUUAUGUAGAUAAUCAUUUUAUUUGAUUAAAUAUCUGUUGUCUUUGCAUUUAUACCUAGAUCUAGGUGUUUUACUGUGAACUUAAGGGGCCUGCUCAACACAUUUUGUUGUUUAAGUUUUGAUUUACAAAGUCAAAUCUUUUCUGUGUAUGUGUUGGAGAUUUUUUUAAUUGCUAUGUGAAGUCAAAUUUGUUUUCGUGUAAGUUGAUGCUAGGAAUUUUGAUUCUUUUUUUUCCUGUGUAUUCUUCAAAGCAUCAAAUCAGCUGCUUUUAUUUUACCAAUAAUGUUUUCUAUUGACCCUAGCUUCCAUAAGUGUACUCUUAUGCUUUUUAUUUUGUUGUUCAUUUGAGUUUGCUGUUACUACUGUCACUAAUGUAUUGUUUCAGAUUAAUAGAUGUAUUUUGGUCAUGGAAGCUCUUUAAUUAUUGUUUUAUUCAAGAACUUGUAAUAGAUAAACUUGAAAUGUGAGAAUAAUCAGAGGAUUUUAUUCAAUUUACAAAAAGAUGUUUUUAAAAAACCCCACAAAAACUUAUUUCUUUAAAGUAAAACUUAAUUCUGUUUUAUUUGUACCUUUUUAACUUUUUUUUGUUUGUUUUUCACUUUUGUAUUUCCAAGUGGUCAACAUUUUUAAAGCCUAAAGUUUUUUAAAGCUAAUGGUGACAAAUUGAGUUUUAUUUUUGUGCUGUGAUAAUUAAAAAUUGGCAUAGUUAUUUCAACUAAUUGUUUUACUUAAUUGAAAUAAUUUGCUUGAUAACAUAAUAAACUAGCUAAAUUUUACACUUAUUAAUAGGUUCCUAUUUUAGCUAAAUCAAAUGUGGCCACCUUUGUAUUAUGCCUAUGUUAAUGUCUCUAUGUCUAGUAGAGUGUACAACUGACUACAUUCUCAUCCAAUAUUAGAGUUGGUGCCAAUUGUUGAACUCUGGGAUGUCCCUCAGGCAUGACUCAAUGAAACAUUUCUGAUGUACACUUUUCUGGUUGUCAUUCCAUUAGUGGGUUACAGUUGUUAGGAGCCAGGAAGUACAGGGUAGCCCAAUAGUAGGUUGACAGUUAUCAGGCAGAGUAUUUAUAUGAAACUUUGACACUAGAACAGUGGGAAAUUUGUUUUACCUGUUAACAUAAACAUAAAACAAUUGAAUCUCUCGGAUGCUUCAAAAUGUCUUCCUUGAACAUGGCAACAUUCUUGAUACCUCUCUGGGGCACUCAAGACACAUGUGAAAGGUAGUUUAAUAUCUGUAAACCUACUUUUGGGCCACCCUGUAUACAAUGCUAGAGUGAUGCCCUUACUUUUAUAUGUUAAAACAGAUACGUCAAAGAAUUUUUUUUUAAUUAAAUGAUUUGAAAAAAAAUUAAAUCUUUCAUUGUUUAGAUCAUGAUUUCUUGAAGUUGUUUACAUUUUUUGUAAUUCGAACUUACUUUUUUUUUUUUUGAUAACUAGUUUUAAUGAUUGUAAAUAAUCAUUUGUUGUAGAAGAUGGACUGUUCCAGACUCUUACAUAAGGUUUUGUUGCUUUUGUAUUUUUAUGGUAGUCAGUGCAACUCAUGUUAUCAUUAAAAAAUAAAAUACACAAUUUAAACCAAUGAAGAAACUAAAACUACAUCAGUGUGAAAAUUAAAAUAAAAAAAAACUGCCUUUAAAUUCCACUUUUUCAAAGUCUUUUAGAUUUUUUUUUUAAUCACUUGAAUAUUUUAAAUUUUUUUUUGUGUUUUUAUUGGAAACAUUUGUGUGAAGUAUUUUCUCCAUUGAACUGAAUACAGGAGGCUGAGUGCUAGAGCAUCAGGUCUGAAGAAAGAAGCACCCACUUCAUAUUUCCAUGUAUAUCAAAAUGUAGAUUCCAUUCAAACCCACAACAUCCCGCUCCCCCCGUCCAGAUGGUUGUUUGACACUGAAAUGAAGCUCUAGUGCAAUAAUUAUCUGCUGAUCUAGUGUGUGGUACUCAAGUAUUAGCCAAAGCUCAUCUCUACUGAUAUACACCCAGUGACUGAACUUGAUUGUCUUGUGUCACUUGUAAUAGGAUGUCUAAAACUGCAAUGCCCUUGAUAAAAACUUUGAUUAUGUUUUGUGUUUCACUGUUCUGAGACUAUUUCCUUUUCCUUGAAAAAAAUAAUUGAUUCAUUGUUUUCUUAAUUUGCUUUUUGUGUCUUGAUUGCAGUUCUGCAUGUCAUUACUCUGUGCUUUUAUUUACAAUAAAAUACAAGGAAUUGA